Molecule: messenger RNA, 913 nt
Organism: Episyrphus balteatus (marmalade hoverfly)
Lineage: Eukaryota; Metazoa; Arthropoda; Insecta; Diptera; Syrphidae
Product: seminal metalloprotease 1-like
Exons: 2
Coding region: 47-832 (261 amino acids)
Biological process (GO): proteolysis
Molecular function (GO): zinc ion binding; metalloendopeptidase activity
Source: RefSeq, a predicted model, not a curated record
AAAAUUGCUUAUUUCAAAAAGUAUUGAAUAGUUGAUUUAAUCGUAAAUGAUGAAGUUGAUAAUUGUGUGUGUGAUUUUUGCGACCAUUUUUGGUCUAACAAUUGGAUAUCCGACUCCUGUAGAAAAGGAUCCAGAACAAGGAAAUUAUUUUGAAGGUGAUAUUGAUCUUUCUGAAGAACAGAAAUUGGCAAUUGAAGGAAAAUCUCGAAAUGGUUUGAUUGCUGAUCAAUACCGUUGGCCUGAUAGAAAUGUUUACUACAAAUUUGCUGAAGGACAAUUUGAUGGACCUCAUAAAAAUCACGUCCUUCGUGGAAUGCAAAUUCUCGAAGAAGCAUCUUGCAUUCGAUUUAUUCCUGCCAAUGAGACAAUAAAAACUUUUAUUGAAAUUACAAGUCAGCCAACAGGUUGUCAUUCGGCUGUAGGAUUCCAAAAUGGAAAACAAAAUGUGAAUUUCCAAAAUUACGAAUUGGAUAAAGGAUGCUUCCGAUUGGCAACGAUUGUUCAUGAAUUUUUACACUCUCUAGGAUUCUAUCAUCAACAAAGUGCCUCAGAUCGUGAUGAAUUUGUGAAAAUUGCAUUUGAAAAUAUUCAAUCUGGAAUGGAACAUAAUUUUAAUAUUUACAAUUCGUCAGUUGUUGAUGAUUUUGGUAUUGAAUAUGAUUAUGGCAGUGUUAUGCAUUACGGGCCAACGGCGUUUUCGAAAAAUGGUGAAAAAACUAUUAUUCCAAUUCUUGAUGAGGAUGCAGAAAUUGGCCAGAGGAGGGGAAUGAGUUCGAAGGAUAUUUACAAGCUGAAUAUUAUGUAUAAAUGUCCAAUUCAAACAAGAUUGUGAAAAAAAAAAUGGGUUCUGGUACGAUUUUUUUUUCAAAAACGCAGCGUUUUGAAAUAUGAAUUUUUGAAAAACACCUAGGUA